UGCAGCUGCAUUCACUUCACAAGUAAGAUCUGUGGUAGGUCAAUAGCCGGUGGCGUGUGUCUGUAUGGUGCACGUGUUCCCCGCUGUCUUCAUCCCAUCUGAGCAGAAGCCAAAAUGCAACACCCCCAUUGCAGGCACACAAAAGAGAAAUGUGAUUGAUGUUUUUCGCUCUGGUGAAAUCGGACUGUUGAGGCUGGUUUUAACACUUUUUGUUAGAUUAGGCGGAGACUCUGAGUCCUGGCUAGAUUUAUAUGGGAUAGCCUGUAGAGAAUUCCUACUGAAAGGGAAGGAGCGCUGACGGAUUGUUAAACCCUCCGUCCACUUCUGUUUCCCAUCGGAUCUAGUCUACUCGCCGCAGAACGCGCUUUCACAUUGGAAGGAGAGUGCAGCCUACCAUUCCAUGCCUUCCCUAACCCAAGGCCCAUAUGAGAGAGGCCUUUAAAGAGGAGGGGAUUUGAUCAAACAAUCCAGCUCUGUAAGCCGGGAUGGAGGUUGGACCGGGACAGGGAGCGGGGUCGGGCUCCAGCCAGGCUGUGGAGGUGGAGUACCCCACCCAGGGGACAACUUCUCCAGCCGGGGGAGGAGGUGAUGCAAGGCUUGGCUCUUGCAAGCACAAUGGACUGAUCAACACCCGCAGCUUGAUGGUGGAGACUAAGGAAGGGCUGGUGUCUGUGUACUCGGCCCCCCAAUAUCAGGGUCACAUGGUGGUCAACCUGUCCCCCCAGCAGGAGCAGAAUGGCCGGGGAGUGGGCGGAGGAGGGGGACACCCACAGCUGCUCAACCCCAGCGCUCUGCCCCAGGGCAUGGACCCAUGCUUCAGGCCCGACCUGAUCCUGUACUCUGAGAACACACUGCGGGCCUGGGGGGAUGGAGGGGUCGGGGAUUGCUGUGAGACCACCUUCAUAGAGGACUUGGCAUCCGGCUCCUCUGCCGCCUCCAAGGAUGCGGUGAUGUUUGCCGAUGGCAAGUUCCUGGACCUGUCUGUGGAGGAUGCAAAGAUCCAGACCCUGUCCUAUGACGAUGAUGAGUUCCAGGAGCUGGAGAGCGAGUACUCGAGCGACUCGGAGAGUGAAGACAACUUUCUCAUGAUGCCACCGAGGGACCACUUGGGCCUGAGUGUCUUCUCCAUGCUAUGUUGCUUCUGGCCCUUGGGAAUCGCUGCCUUCUACCUGUCCCAUGAGACGAACAAGGCGGUGUCUAAGGGGGACUUACACUUGGCCAGCUCCAGCUCCAGACGUGCCCUCUUCCUGGCUGUGCUGUCAAUCACCAUCGGGACAGGCAUAUAUGUGGGCGUCGCUGUAGCUCUCAUCGCAUACCUCUCCAAGAACCACCACUUGUAGCCUUGCCCUGCCCCCAACCCAGUGCACUGGACUGACUGCGCUGGGGGUGUGGUUCACUUGGGGACAAUUGAACAAUGGAAUAUGGGCCUGCAAACUAUUGGACUAUCAGGAUGGACAGAACCUGGCCAUAUGGUUGGCACAAUUCGUGGGAUCUAACACAAGAGGUUCAUGAUAUGGAAAAUGGUAUUGUAACGGUCAAGUUAUUUUCUCAUUUUGACAAGGAAAAACUGGAAACUCUGUUAGUCGUUCCAUACACGACUGAUUUUAUUUUUCAGAUGUUUAAAAUUGGUAUGAGUUUUACCAAGGCAAAACACAACCUUUGAGAGGGCAGGCCAACAUGCACUAAAUAUUACCUGUACCAAGAGCAUAUUGUACGUUUACGGGGCAUGUUCUCUGCUCGGUUAACGGUGAGUUGUGGAUGUCCAGCUACAUUUACCACACUAUCAGUCACAUUUGGCAGCUCCUGUCGAGUAUAAAGAGGGUGGAUGAAAGGGCUGCUAAAGAUGUCACUCAUUCAUACAUUCAACCUGUAUACAUGUAUUCUACAUCACAUUGAAUUGAUCUGUGGAUGUCACAUAGUGGACACUGCAGCUCACUGACUGCAGCUCAACUGGAUCAUUUCUCGGUUGAAUACUACAAGUCUAUAAAGUAAGGUGAUGGCUUUUAUAUACAGUGCCUACAGAAAGUAUUCACACCCCUUGACUACAGCCUGAAUUUAAAAUGAUUUAAAUUGAGA
This is a messenger RNA of Coregonus clupeaformis (lake whitefish), 2076 nucleotides long. Its product is annotated as synapse differentiation-inducing gene protein 1-like. NCBI's taxonomy places the organism in Eukaryota, Metazoa, Chordata, Actinopteri, Salmoniformes, Salmonidae. Gene Ontology annotation, cellular component: intracellular membrane-bounded organelle; postsynaptic density membrane; synaptic vesicle membrane. Gene Ontology annotation, biological process: positive regulation of synapse assembly; synaptic vesicle clustering. Bases 486 to 1340 code for a protein of 284 amino acids. The record is from RefSeq and is a predicted model, not a curated record. The transcript has 4 exons.